GCGAGCGGCCAGGAGCGGCCCGGCCCGGCCCGGCGCGGCGGCGGCGGCGGCGGCGGCGGCGACGCCAGAGCCCGAGGGCGCCGUUCGCGAGGCCGCCGCGGGAGCCUGGCCGCAGCGCGGGGAGGCCUGGGGCCUGGAGGCCGCCGCUGCCGCCAUGCCGCUGCUCUUCCUGGAGCGAUUCCCCUGGCCCAGCCUCCGCACCUACACGGGCCUCAGCGGCCUGGCUCUGCUCGGCACCAUCGUCAGCGCCUACCGCGCCCUCAGCCAGCCCGAGGCCGGGCCCGGGGAGCCGGAGCCGCCAACGGCCCCGGUGCAGACGGAGCCGGACGUGCCCUCCCGGCCUAGCGCUGGCGGCCCCCGGGCCCGCGACGUGGCCCAGUACCUGCUCUCGGACAGUCUGUUCGUGUGGGUUCUAGUAAAUACCGCAUGCUGUGUUUUGAUGUUGGUGGCUAAGCUAAUCCAGUGUAUCGUGUUUGGCCCUCUUCGAGUGAGUGAGAGGCAGCACCUCAAAGACAAGUUCUGGAAUUUUAUUUUCUACAAGUUCAUUUUCAUUUUUGGUGUGCUGAAUGUGCAGACGGUGGAAGAGGUGGUCAUGUGGUGCCUCUGGUUUGCUGGACUUGUAUUUCUACAUCUGAUGGUUCAGCUCUGCAAGGACCGAUUCGAAUAUCUUUCAUUUUCUCCCACCACACCCAUGAGUAGCCACGGGCGAGUUCUGUCUCUGUUGAUCGCAAUGCUGCUUUCUUGCUGUGGAUUAGCAGUCGUCUGUUGUGUCACAGGCUACACCCAUGGGAUGCACACACUGGCUUUCAUGGCAGCGGAGUCUCUUCUCGUGACAGUGAGGACUGCUCAUGUGAUUUUACGCUAUGUAAUUCACCUCUGGGACCUCAACCAUGAAGGGACGUGGGAAGGAAAAGGAACCUAUGUCUAUUACACAGAUUUUGUCAUGGAGCUCACUCUCUUGUCCCUGGACCUCAUGCACCAUAUUCACAUGUUGUUAUUUGGCAACAUCUGGUUAUCCAUGGCCAGCCUGGUCAUCUUCAUGCAGCUGCGUUACCUGUUCCACGAAGUGCAGCGUCGAAUCCGCCGGCACAAGAACUACUUGCGUGUGGUUGGCAACAUGGAGGCCAGGUUUGCAGUUGCAACUCCCGAGGAGCUGGCUGUCAACAAUGACGACUGUGCCAUCUGCUGGGACUCCAUGCAGGCCGCGAGGAAACUGCCCUGUGGACAUCUUUUCCACAACUCCUGCCUUCGUUCCUGGCUAGAACAAGACACCUCCUGCCCAACAUGCAGAAUGUCUCUCAACAUUGCCGACAAUAACCGGGUCCGGGAGGACCAGCAAGGAGACAACUUGGAUGAGAAUUUGGUGCCUGUGGCAGCCGCUGAAGGCCGACCUCGCCUAAACCAACACAAUCACUUCUUCCACUUUGAUGGGUCCCGGAUUGCCAGUUGGCUGCCGAGUUUUUCCGUCGAGGUGAUGCACACCACCAACAUUCUAGGCAUUACGCAGGCCAGCAACUCACAGCUGAACGCAAUGGCUCAUCAGAUUCAAGAAAUGUUUCCCCAGGUUCCAUACCACCUCGUGCUGCAGGACCUCCAGCUGACCCGCUCGGUGGAAAUAACCACAGACAACAUUUUAGAAGGACGGAUUCAAGUCCCUUUUCCCACACAGCGCUCAGAUGGCAUCAGGCCGGCAUUGAACAGUCCUGUGGAUAGACCAAACGGAGACCAGGAGGAGGGAGAAGCUUCUCUGCAGACUGAGCGUGUGCCGCUAGACCUCGGUCCUCGGCUGGAGGAGGCCUUGGAUUUCAGCGAGGUGGAGGUGGAGCCCAGUGAGGGGGAAGACUUUGAGGCCCGGGGGAGCCGCUUCUCCAAGUCUGCGGAUGAGAGGCAGCGCAUGCUGGUCCAGCGGAAGGAUGACCUCCUGCAGCAGGCUCGCAAGCGUUUCCUGAACAGAAGUUCUGAAGUCGACUCAGCCUCCGAGAGCUGCCUGUCGUCAGAAGGCACGACCUCCGACCCUGUGACCCUGCGUCGGAGGAUGCUGGCUGCGGCCGCCGAACGGAGGCUCCAGAAGCAGCAGAUCUCCUAGCACUUGGCUGCCACCCCCACCCCCGUCGCCUCCAGCAGCGCCGCCGCCCGGGCCUGGCCCCGGUUCUGCCCGCUGUCCGAGGAGGGGCUCGGCCCCGCUGCCGCUGUAUAAAGCAUGUGGUCUUAAUAGUGUUUGGACAGCUGA
Molecule: messenger RNA, 2230 nt
Organism: Mustela erminea (ermine)
Lineage: Eukaryota; Metazoa; Chordata; Mammalia; Carnivora; Mustelidae
Gene: AMFR
Product: autocrine motility factor receptor
Exons: 14
Coding region: 155-2086 (643 amino acids)
Biological process (GO): protein K48-linked ubiquitination; ubiquitin-dependent protein catabolic process; endoplasmic reticulum unfolded protein response
Cellular component (GO): ubiquitin ligase complex; cytosol; endoplasmic reticulum
Molecular function (GO): ubiquitin binding; ubiquitin protein ligase activity
Source: RefSeq, a predicted model, not a curated record